AUGACUACCAAAGUAAGGGAAUACAGAACUAAAGUUCCAUACACCGUGCAUGAGUGGAGAAAAGGCCAGAGAUACGUUCUGGCAAAGUAUACUACAGAUGACGUUCAGAUCCUGGAUAUCAAGCAGAGAAAAGGCGACGGAUCGAUUGUGACAGAGUCGCAUAAGAUUCUAAACAUGUCUAAAUGGCUGCCGGGUGUUGUUAGGAAGAUUUUGAAUGAAAACGCGAUGCUUGUGGAAGAGUUUUCGACCAAUAUUGAUGUAAUUAAACUGCUAUGUAAUGACGAGUCUGACAAGGAAGUUGUGGUAACCACAGAGAAGAUCAAAACAGAGGGGCUUCUCAAAGAGAUGGACGUAGAAAAAGUACAGGAAGUGAAAGGUAUAGAAAAUUCGAAAGAUCCAUUGAAGGAUAUUAAAUCUGAGAAUCUAGAAGAUGGUGUCGAUAAGAAAAUGACAGUAAAGUUGAAGAGCAAGGGUACUCAAAUGGAUGAUUCAACAUUUUCUACCGUCUCAAGUAGCUGCGAGACGUCAUAUGUUAAUAAGCAUUAUGACUCAAAUACCUUUACACUAUCAAUCAAAACAUUGGUCAAGAGCGAAAAAGAGGACAGUGUUUUCCAGGUCGAAGGUUCGAAGGUUCAAGUCUACGAUCUAUCACAGGGCAGAGAGCCAUUCUGCUACGUCUACAAACUGAUUACUGUUACAAUCAACAGCAUGGUUUUUGGAUGGAUUGCAGAUAAGAUUAAAAAUUCAGUUAGAGACAUGUUGGCAAAGUUCCACGAAAAGGUGAUUGAGACUGAAAAGGAAUGGAAGGAGAUUAAAGAGGAGGAGCUAUUGAAACUAGAAGAGGAAAUGGUGAAGAGGUUUAUGAAAAUGUAA
Messenger RNA from Vittaforma corneae ATCC 50505, 873 nucleotides. RefSeq lists its product as uncharacterized. Gene Ontology annotation, biological process: phospholipid transport. The coding region runs from base 1 to 873 and encodes 290 amino acids. Lineage: Eukaryota; Fungi; Microsporidia; Nosematidae. The record is from RefSeq and is a predicted model, not a curated record. The transcript has a single exon.